Molecule: messenger RNA, 1182 nt
Organism: Spathaspora passalidarum NRRL Y-27907
Lineage: Eukaryota; Fungi; Ascomycota; Pichiomycetes; Serinales; Debaryomycetaceae
Gene: CNS1
Product: HSP70/90 family co-chaperone
Exons: 1
Coding region: 1-1182 (393 amino acids)
Biological process (GO): protein folding
Molecular function (GO): Hsp90 protein binding
Source: RefSeq, a predicted model, not a curated record
AUGUCUCAACCAGAACAAGUACCAGACGUGGGAGAAGUAGCAGACAAACUUGUCUCAGAAUGGGAUAGACUCAGAUACGUCCCUAAGGCAGGAGACCCUGCACUCCCACCACAACUAGCCGAAUUCACAUCUAAAUCUACCGAUCAAAUUAUGACUGAAUUGAACAGACUUCCGUUCUUCAUGACCAAGCUUGACGAGACCGAUGGUGAAGGCGGAGAAAAUGCCGAGCUUGAAGCCCUUCGUAGUUUGGCUUAUGAAGGAGAACCUCACGAAAUCGCCACUAACUUCAAGAACCAGGGCAAUGAUUGUUACAAAGUCAAACAAUACAAGAAUGCCAUUGAGUAUUAUAACAAGGGGUUGGAAGUUGAGUGCGGAAGAAAGGAUAUCGAAUCAGCAUUGUACUUAAAUCGUGCUGCUUGUAAUUUGGAAUUAAAGAAUUAUAGAAGGUGUAUUGAAGAUUGUAAGAAAUGUUUACUUUUGGAUGAUAAGAACAUCAAGGCUUGUUUCAGAUCAGGUAAAGCAUUCUUUGCUAUUGAGAAGUACGAUGAGGCAUUACAGAUUUUACAAUACGCAUUAAGUAUAGACGGAUCUAAUAAAGAUGUCAAGGCAUUGAUCCAACAAAUUGAAGCCAAACAAGACCAAAUCAAACAAGCCGAAUUGAAACGUGCCCAAAAGAAACAACAUGAAGAAUAUGUUGCUAGCAUUCUUGAAAACUCUAUAAAAUUACGUCAUUUUGAAAUCAUCAAAACUUCUAAACCAGCGGAAGUAUUGACCAAUUCCAAAAUACGAUUGGAAGAUGAAAAAGAUUACCAAUCCCAAUUAAUCUUCCCGGCUAUGAUUUUGUAUCCAACCAUUGAUGAGUUUGAUUUUAUUGAUGAAAUAAGUGAAUUAACAACUCCAUUGGAAUUACUUGAAAUGAUUUUGAAUAGACCUAAGGAAUGGUUUGAUGAUCCAAAACAUGAAAACUUCACCGUCAAGAAUUUACAAUGUUUUAUGGAAACUACUUCAGGUGGUCUUGUGAAAGUUGGUAAGAAAAUUGAAAUUAAUAAUGCAUUAAUGAAUGAUAAACCAAAGGCGCCAUUAUUUGAUAACGCCCUUAGACUCUAUGUUGUUCCUAAACAGGAUGUGGAUGGAUGGUUAGCACAAUGGAACAAGGAAACAGCUUUAGCUAGUCGUAGAUAG